AGGUGGCAGGCAGCGCGCGGCUCAGGCUGGCAGAGGAUGCUCAUGGUGCGAGCGCUCGCUGGGUCCAGGAGGCAGCGCAGAGAGAAGUGAGGCUGGGGGCCGGCAAGCAGGUGACCCCGCUGAGCGACCCCCAGCGCCUGUCCCCCAAGAGACACUGGCCCAGGCCAAACAGCGGAUCCUUCCUUCACCCUCUGCCCGGAGGAGCCUCCCGCUCCUAGGCCCAGACGCCCCUGGACAAUUCACCGGUGGCCCCCUUGGCCAGGCUGUCCGCUGCUGACUGCAGCCGACCCCUCGCUGCUGCUGAGCCAGCCUCACCACCCACUCGAGACAUUUUUCGGGGGGUUCCAUUUAGCUGUUGACUUUGCAACCGAGCCCAUUGACCAUCCAGCUUGCAUCUCUCCCGGCUUCCUCCCCUCGCCCCUGGGAAAACGCGAUGAAAGCAGCGGCUUAGCCUUCCCCGCUGGCCAGGGCAGCGCGAGGGCCAGGCAGAGGCCAUAGGAGCGUGAACCAGAGCUGCCGUUCGCCAGGACACAAGUGACUCAAAGCUGGGAGAGAGGGAGGGGGUGGCUCGUGCUGCAGCCGGUGCCCCUGGGUCAGCCUGGAGGCGAAGAACAACGCAUCCUCACUCCUCAAUAUCCGGGGGGAAAUAAACCCUAAUUGGCUUCAUUUGGCAGCUGGCUUGCGGUGGGCUCUGGAGGUGGCAGCGCCUCCUGUAGGUCACAGUCAUGCAGUGCAGGGUUCAGAGACUCCAGUGACGGUGAGGAACAAAUCAGAAGCCACCGGCUAACUGGGGCUGUGCCCCUCCUCACCUGAGCUCCUUCUCUGCCACAGGGCUCGGUGCCCAGCCCAACUCCCAGCCUGUGGCUAACGGGAGAUUCCCUGGCGGCUGCCCCGAGAGGCUGCACUCCUCUGGGCUUGCUGCUGCCUGGCUGGAACGAGCCCUCAUCCCAUAACUUUUCCCGGGGCUGCAUCUGAGUCCGGUCUCCACCCAUCACAGCCCUGGAUGCUCUUUGCCCCUAAAUCCAGAUCUUAACUCCACGUUCUGCCUGUCCGUCCUACCACCGACUCCUCCAAACAAGGACCCUGCCAUCCCACCUUGCGCCAGGAUGAACGAGAUCCCGGACCUGGCAUCCCAGUCCUCCCUGGGGGUGGUCUCUGCCACCUGUGUCUCCAAAGUGGAGCUGCGGGUCAGCUGCAAACACCUGCUCGACCGGGACACACUCAACAAGUCAGACCCCUGUGUGGUGCUGCUCAUGCAGUCCCAGGGCCAGUGGAUGGAGGUGGACAGGAGCGAGAUCAUCAAGAGCAACCUGCACCCCGUCUUCUCCAAGGUCUUCACAGUGGACUAUUACUUCGAGGAAGUGCAGAAGCUGCGGUUUGAGGUGUACGACAGUCAUGGGCACUCCAGCCUCGGGACACACGAUGAUGACUUCCUGGGGGGCAUGGAGUGCACCGUGGGCCAGAUCGUGGCCCAGAAGCGGGUGACCAAGCCGCUGUUUCUUAAGUACGGGAAGUACGCCGGCAAGUCCACCAUCACGGUGCUGUCAGAAGAGAUUUCUGGCAACAAUGGCUACGUGGAGCUGGCGUUCCGGGCCAAGAAGCUGGAUGACAAGGAUCUCUUCAGCAAGUCGGAUCCUUUCCUGGAGCUCUACCGGAUCAACGACGACAGGAGCGAGCAGCUGGUGUAUCGCACUGAGGUGGUCAAGAACAACCUGAGCCCUGUCUGGGAGCCGUUCAAGGUCUCGCUGAACUCGCUGUGCAGCUGCGAGGAGAUGAGGAAGCUGAGGUGUGUCGUCUGGGACUACGACUCCCGGGGAAAACACGACUUCAUCGGAGAGUUUUACACCACGUUUGAGGAAAUGCAGAAAGCGAGUGGGGAGAACAAGGUGCAGUGGGACUGCAUGAACCCAAAGUACAAAAUCAAGAAACGAAAUUACAAGAACUCAGGCGUGGUCAUCUUACUGGAUCUGAAGCUCCACAGGGUCUACUCCUUCCUGGAUUACAUCAUGGGCGGAUGCCAGAUCCACUUCACGGUGGCUAUUGAUUUCACAGCGUCGAACGGGGACCCCCGGAACAGCUGCUCUCUACACUACAUCAACCCCUACCAGCCCAACGAGUACCUGAAGGCACUGGUGGCAGUGGGAGAGAUUUGCCAGGACUACGACAGCGAUAAGAAAUUCUCCGCCUUAGGGUUUGGUGCAAGGAUCCCGCCCAAGUACGAGGUUUCCCAUGAUUUCGCCAUCAACUUCAAUCCGGAUGAUGACGAGUGUGAAGGAAUUCAGGGCGUGGUGGAAUCCUACCAGAACUGCCUGCCAAAAAUCCAGCUCUACGGCCCCACCAACGUGUCCCCCAUCAUCUCCAAGGUGGCCAGGGUGGCAGCGGCGGAGGAGAGAACGAAGGAGGCUUCUCAAUACUACAUCCUGCUGAUCCUGACGGACGGGGUGGUGACCGACAUGGCGGACACGCGGGAGGCCAUCGUGCGGGCCUCCUACCUCCCCAUGUCCAUCAUCAUCGUAGGGGUGGGCAACGCGGACUUCACCGACAUGCAGAUCCUGGACGGGGACGACGGGGUCCUGCGCUCCCCGAAGGGGGAGCCCGUCCUCCGGGACAUCGUGCAGUUCGUCCCCUUCAGAGAGUUCAAGAACGCCUCACCCACGGCCCUGGCGAAGUGCGUGCUGGCCGAGGUGCCGAAGCAGGUGGUGGAGUAUUACAGCUACAAGGCCCUGCCGCCCCGGUGUCCCAAAGCCGAUUCGCCCAACUCCACCCUCAACUCGCCCCAGUGAGGGACCACCCCUCCAGCGCCCCUGCCCUGCUGUCGUCCCUCAGCCUGGCCCACGAUGGACAAAGAAAUAAAAGGCAAAGGAGAGCAAGAGUGUGUCACUGUCUGAAUCGUACAAGCUCCCUGCAGCAGCAAGUGCAGGGCCCCAGGCAGCCUCCCCCCACUGCCAUAUGCCACGCUGCACCCCCUGCCUCCCCCGGCCGUCUGAAGGACCCAGACAGCGAGCUGAGCCAGCAGUGCACAGGCACAUAGGAAGUGUGAGGUGGGUGGGGGGUGCCUUGCCGGUUUCUCACUCAGGCGGGGUCCCUGCUUAGUUUGACAAUGAGCUUCUAGGCAUGAUGCAGUGACCUGGCCUUGGAUGCGGAGAGGUGGGUGUUUACAGUGUGAUGGAAUCAGGCAGGCAAGGGGAGAGAGGGUGGCAGUGGCUGGUCAGCCAGCAGAGAGUGAGUGAGGGGCUGGCUGGACCGGGGGGGGGUGGUGAGGACCAGAGCCUGCUGCCUCCAGAGCACAGGUUUGGUGGUCCCAGGAGUACUAGGAAUGGGAUAGGGAGCCUGGCUCGUGGGCUCCAGUGGCUGACAGCUCUUGGGUGAGUGACCCAUUUGUGCAGUGAGUUUGCUGGUUCUCAGGCAUCCCCAGCACCCAGUGUCUAAAGGGCUGGCUCAGUUCUGGAAAUAAAAUUUCUUAGUGAACUGGGAGACUCCCUCUGACUGGCUGCUUCUCUCCCUUCCCCGCCUCUGGGGGAAGAGCAGCCAAUCAGAUCUGCUGCAGGGAAUACACACCUAUGCACUCAAUGUUGAGGCCCCUCUGUCCGCUCUCACACUGCUUGAUUUCCCAUCUUCUGCCCAGAACGCGGCUGGCAUCCCCAGCCCUGGACCAGCAGCCUCCCUGACUGUGGAUCAUGUCAGCAUCCCCCAGGAGUAGCCUCUGCUGCCUGUCAAAGAAACCUGGAGAGCAACCUGACCAUCCUUUGCAAUGGGUCUGGAGUGGCCUCUUACCUGGAUGGCUUGUGCCCAGCACAGCAGACGUGCUGGGGCCCCAGUUCAUUGGGCUGAGGCCAGGUGAGAACUCCCAAGGUGGCGUGAGCUGCCCCCAUAACAUGGCGCGUGCGAGCUGACAACAGUUCUGUUGCUGCCUCUGUCUGCCUCUCUCACCUGAGACCGCCCAGAGUGUGGCCCAUGUCCUGCCCCCCCUGCACUGCGCUGAGCCCCAGAAGCAGCUGGUUGCUGGGCAUUUCCCAGCCACCCUUUGCAUAUCAUAUCUGAGUAUUUUAAUGAACAACAAAAAUAACCAGGAAAAUAUAUGAACCCCCAUCUUGACUGGCAGGGUCUGAUCUGCUAGGAGCCCCUCCCACCUCUGACAGCAGAGCAAUCUCAUGGCAUGGGGAGAGAGAACGAAGAGGGAGCUCGGUCCGGCCCAAGGGACAGCUGCUUUGCCAGCUUUGCCUCCAGCCUGUGCAGCGAAGCGGUGACAUGGGCAUGGCUAGGCCAAAGCUGCCAGUGAAAGGGAUCCCCGACCGCUUAGUAUUGCCACUUCCCCGUCAAAUGCAUGAUGCUAGCUGGGCUCAUUCACGUUGCCAGUGGAGGCGCUGUUCCCAGCUGUGCAUAGUUUUCCAUGUACCGUGUGCUUGUCUGUCACUUAGCGUCUGCAUGACGAAUCUCCUGUUCCUGCUGUAUGGGUGGAAUGAGCCAAUAAAGGCAAUGUUGUAUUCCCCCCUGUGUUGGUACAUUUUAUUGAAAGCUGCCUGAGCAGAGCAGAGGUUCCCCGCUACUUGGGAGUCCUCUGUGCCCCCCUCGGUGCACCAAGUUAGGCACUGCUGUCCCACAGCAGGAGUAUUUCUGCCUGACCCCCGUGGCGAUCAGCUCCUCCCCUGAAGUUUGAUGAUUGAUGGCCCUUUCCAUUUGUAGUCUCAUUGAUGUCUCAGCAGAUGCUCCACUUGGUGGUGAUACUCUUUUACAAAAAACUGGGAAAUUCCCACCUACAAAACGUUGUUACCUUACAGGUCAAGUUGCCAGAUGGCAUACUCCACAAUGUGAAUGGCAAGCUGAUGUACCAACAUUUAAGUGGAACCCGGUAGCCUGGUAGCCCUCCCAGCUACAAGUUGGCUCAUUCAUUAUGAUUAUGGUAUCUAUUAAAUGGAUUAAAAACUGGCUAACUGAUAGAUCUCCAAAUGCUCUAUUAAUAAGGAAUUAGCUGGUGUGUUUCUAGUCGGCAGCCCCUGAGACUGGUACCCAGUCUAAUGCUAUUCUAUAAUUUUAUCAGUGACUUGGGAGAAAAUAUAAACUUGUUGAUAAAGUUUACAGACUCUACAAAGCUUGGUGGGGAGGUACAUAAUGCUGAGGACAUAUGGCAAUCUGGGUGGCUUGGUAAGAUGGGUAUAAUAAAACACCAUAGCUUUAACACAGCUAAAUACUGGGCUAUCUAUCAAAGAACAAAGCAUGCAGGUCAUGUUUAUAGGCUGCAGAACUGUACUGGGGGAAGCAGUGAUUGACAAAGAUUUAGCAGUCCUGGAGGAAAACAACUGAUCACGUGCUCCCAGUGUGAUGUGGUGGCCAAAAGGGAGCUGGCGGUAUUUAGAGAUACACUUUAUCUCUGGACAUGGAAUAUAGGUUACAAUAAAUAGUAAUACUGUCUACGGAAUGGGUGAGCUCUGUACUGAAACACCAUGUCCAGCUCGGGUGUCCACACUUUUAAAAGGAUGUUGAAAAAUUAGAGCUCAGUCAAGAGCUCCAUGAAGGAGAUGCACCUUCCCAUGAGAGACUAAAAGAGCUCCAUCUCUAUAGCUAUCAAGGAAAAGGUUAAGUGGUCAGUUGGCCACAGUGCCUAAGCACCUACACAAGGAGAAGGUAUCUGAUAGCAGAGGGCUCUUUCCUCUAGCAGAUCAAGGCAGAACAAGAUUCAAUGGCUGGGAGGCAAAAUCAGCAAAGUUCAGCCUAGAAAUAAGAUGCACAUUUUGAAAGUAAAGGGAAUUCACCCUUGGAGCUGCCGGCAGAGUCUCCAUCUCUUGGACUCUUUACAUCAAGGCCGGAUGUUUUUCUAAACCGCCUGGUGCAGCCCGACCACAGACUAGGGUGCAGGAGUGAGCGGGUGGGACUGGCUGGCCUGGCUUAUAGAGGAGUCAGACGAGAUGCUCUUAAUGGUCUCCUCUGGCCUUAAGAUCUAUGAACAUGCCCCACAGUCUCUGCACCACUGAAAUGGAGACUGUGGCUGCUGCUUUGAGGUUUCCCAACAAUGGGCAUUAGGUACCCAAAUAUCAUUCAGGAUCUGGGCCAAUGGCCCUGACAGGAUUCCUUCAUGUUUUACCAUGGCAACUUCAAAUCCUGCCUCCAACUGGAACACAGAUUCAAUCUGAUUUAAUUUGUUAUAGCACUGAGAGCCCCAUGUUCCGCGUGGUAGAAAUUCCCCUGUGUCUAACUGUUUCCUGAGACUUGCUAAACUCAGUAAUAUCCCACAGCAAUGCGUUCCGCUGGUUAAUUACACAGUGCAGAAAAGCACAGCUCCGCCGGGCUCCUGCUCAUUGAUUUUUCUGCAUGGAGACCAGCGACCCCAAUUAGGAAUGAGAUUGGCGUUCGUGCAAAGCAGGAUGAGGACGGCAUGCAUAUUUAACAUGGAUUAGUCACAUUAAAGCAGGGAGACCUUUGAAUUUAAAGCUGCUGCACUCUGUAGCAGCAAUGGCUUUAAAGUCGCUUCCAAGCUGCCCCAGCUGUGAUUACUCUGAGUAUCUCUGGCUUUUUCAUUUCUCUCUGCCCUGCUUUGCAGCCUGACAAAUGAACCAGGUGGGGUUUGCUCCCGGGGAAUCACGGGGUCAAUGACCCUGCAAAUUCAGGUAAGAGGGGAAGAGCCCCUCCCACAAGCCUUUAAAGUGACAGCUAGGGUCAGAAAAGGGCCCCUGGUUCCUGCCUUUCUCUGUCCCCACCCCAAUCCCUUCUACCUCCGUUACCGACAAACCCAGGGGUCCUGUGCUGCCCAUCCGAGGUGACCUGCCAUAGAGCCAGCUGCAUUCGACCCUCCUUCCUGCCUCAGCAACAGCACUUCUGGGUGGUCCCUCUGCCAGCCUCUUUCUUCCUGGUGCCGCAUGGCACAGACAGCGCCCGGCAUGCUGAUGGAUUGCAUGAGGUGUCGGAUCAUGACUGGGACGCAGGCGACUGCCAUGCUGAGCCCGCCGAGGGCUGCAGGAGUCAUUAUCCCAGAGCAUGGCAUGGGGCCUGCCCAUCUCCUGCAGAGCUGCUCUAGAGACCAGAUAAUGGCUUUGUCAAAGCCCCUCGCCCACCACAGCACCAGCUGGAGCUCUGUGUGCAUCUCCCCCUAGGUGGGGAGGUUGUCAUCAGCUGGGGAGUGCCUUGGGGCAGAGUCUGGGUCUCCUCGUGCAGGACCCUGCACGGGGCCUUUGCAGGACAACCAGCUGGGGGAGUGACUUCCAGAGCAGAGCUGCUCCCCUUGAAUGGGCCACCUCCCACAAGCUAGCACAAGUGUUGGGGACCACAGGCUCCAGGACAGUGCUAUAACUGGGGAUCUGCCCCCCCAGGAACAAGUUCUUACUCAGGAGACACCCCCGCCCCGUUAUUACAUACGCUCUGGGGCUGGAGCCAGGGAAAAACGGCCCACCAGGUCCAGCAGGAUUGUGACUGGCCUGGAGGCUGCUCUGCUUUCUGGCAUUGCUAAAGCUGCAGAACAAGUGGCCCUGGAGGAAAUGCUCCCCUCCACCCCCCCUGCAGAAUCCUGCUUGACCCAUUUGGCCUGCUGUUUGCUCCAAAGUGCAAGCUGCAGCCAUGUGCUCUCCUGGCCCUCUGCAGGGCAGUGGGGUGGGUCUAUACAGCAGGUGUCUCUGUGAAAUGGGUUUUUUCCCUAGCAUGUGCCGAGAGCACUGGGGAAGUACCCUGCAUGCAGUGGCAGCAGCAAAUCCAUAUCCCUGUUUGCCAUGGCAGCCUCCAACCUGCUGCCCGUCAGCCUCACCUGUGCUGUCACCAGCUGUGUGGCCAUCCUCCCUCUGCCCCUGCUCCCUUCUGCAGUCUCGCUCCCGUGAUCUUCCCAGACUGCCUUUCUGGUGCCCCCUCCGUGCCUGGAAUUCAGCCCCCCCAGUUACUCUCUGCACAACGUGACUCCCCACUACCCUGAGUGCCCCCGUGCUGCUGGCAUGGGCUCUACACUGCUCUGAGACAUCCCUUUUCCAAGCCCAGCCCCAGAGCUCGGCAAAAAAUGGUUGCUUCAAAUGCCACUUAGCUGAAACAUUUCUUGGGCCCAGGAUGGAAUUUCUGGUCACAGAGAAAGGGGGCCCUGGAAGAGCCUGUGGCCCAGUGGUUAGGGCAUGUAUCGGGGAUGUGGGAAAGCCAGGUUCCGUUCCUUGUUCUGGGGUGGGGAACUUGAAUGUGGGGCUCUCACAUCCAGCAUGAGUGGCUUGGCCCCCAGGCUCUAACUAUGCUGGGUGAGGCUUGGCCGCUUGUGUUUUUUUACAAAAAAAUUCCAAAGGUCUGGGUUUGUCCCAGUGGGAAAUUAAACAAAUUUCACAACCUCCAUUGUUUUCACAAACCAGGAAUCUGGCUUUCUGGCCUCCUGGCGUGGGUUGGAAUGGGGAGGGGGAUAAACCUGGGCUGUGAGGCCAUGAACCUUGGAGGACACUUCUCUGCUCUGUCCUGCUGCAAAGAGCAACUUCACCUCUGCAAGAAUCCUCACACACCGAGCCCAGCUGGCUACAGUGGAAUGCACUUGGAAUGGCUCUGUGUGUGUCUGUGAGUGUAUGUGUCCUUCCUUGCUCUCUGCUGGAUGGAAUCAGGAAUCAGCUGUGUGUCAUAGGCCCUAUACUGCCAACAGCUAACAGAGAUUUCCUUUUAGUGAGGCAGCUCUGUACUUUAGCAGCAGGACGGCCUGCAUUCUCCCUCUGAUGUGGGUGGGGAGUUCUGCUGAGUGUGGCAUGCAGAAGUUGCAGUACUGACCUGUCUUGGGGCUUCCCCUCCCCAGCAUCCCCCCGUGUGAGAUUCUGCUGUGAUGGCAAACUCCUGUGUGUUUGGCAUCCAAAUCUGUUGCCAUGGAGAUUGUUCUGAUGCCACAGAUUCCACAUCUUGCUUCCGCAGCAGGGUUGGCAGGAGGAGCCAGGCUGGGAGACAGCAGAUCUUGGGGUACAGCCCUGAAGAGCCAGUGUAAGGGAGAGCAGCCCUCCCGAAGAGCUUCAGUGUCUGACUCACGGGGUGAGCAAAUGCAAUGGCUUGCGGGUGAGGCUGAGGGAUGUGAAACCAUCUCUGCAAACAGCGUGGGCUGAACAGCCCUGGCGCUCCGGUGAGCUCUGUACAGGAAUCCAGGCUGCCCGUGUGCAGCUCGGAGCCAGCGCCUCGUGGGCUGAUGGAACACACUGCUAAUCACAAGGGGCAGGAGUAUUUCGGGUUAUGGCAGAGAUGGGCACAGCAGCAUUGGCCGUGGCAGGCGUACCACGGGCAGCUGGAGGGCCUGGCACAAGGGGCAGGCCAGAAGAAGCCCUCCAGCCAAUGGUGGUACUCAGAUGAGACAAGGGCAGAGUGGCCCAGGACAGGCAGGGAUAGUGGUGCCUUGUCUGUGCUCUGUUAUGGAUUUUGAUUCAGAUGACCAGACUCUCCUCAUCUCCUCCUCAUUAUCUGUGGCUUCGAGAUGCUCUGCAGGAGUGAGACUCGGCCCCCCAUAAAAUCCUCUCCAGCACUCGGGGCUCGGAGGGAAGCUUUACGAGGAAAUUCCAUUGGCCCAGCAUUCGCGAGCCUGCAUGCUAAGGACUCUGCAGCCUGCGAGCCCGAGGCAGCCGCUUCUCUGCCAGGCUAUGCUCUGCACGCUCCCCGUGGUCAACCAGCUCCUGACUGCACCUCAGCCCCUGGCUGGAGAAGCCUUGGCAAGUUGCACAUCCUACUGUACCCAGUAUGCAGCUCUGCGGGCAGAGUGAGGUCCUAGUCCUCGCCCUUUGGAAGAAGCCAUAGGUUUCCUCCCCACAUCUUCCAGGCAGCGCUGGGCAGUGUGGACCUGGAGCCCCUGCAUGUUGGAGGGGACCACCACUGAAGAAGCAGCAGAUGUUUCUACCCAAACACUGAGCACAGCUCUGAAUCCCUCCCCCCAUAACAGUUUUCCAGCCCAUAAGAGAAAACUACCUCUCCUUCCCCUCAACGCUCCACAGGCAGGGAGGAGCCAUGGUAUGCCCCAGGCAGCCCCAGGCAUGAAGAUACAGGCCCUGAUUCAAGCAAAGCACUUUAGCACAUACGUGACGCUGUGGACAGAGCAGCCAUUUGUCUCUUCUCCGGACUGAACAAACCCACGUUUUUCAAUCUUCCCCCGUAGGUCAUGUUUUCUAGCCCUUUAAUCAUUGUUGUUGCUCUUC
Molecule: messenger RNA, 10103 nt
Organism: Gopherus evgoodei (Goodes thornscrub tortoise)
Lineage: Eukaryota; Metazoa; Chordata; Testudines; Testudinidae
Gene: CPNE7
Product: copine 7
Exons: 16
Coding region: 1107-2783 (558 amino acids)
Biological process (GO): cellular response to calcium ion
Cellular component (GO): plasma membrane
Molecular function (GO): calcium-dependent phospholipid binding
Source: RefSeq, a predicted model, not a curated record